Dioszegia hungarica is the source of this 774-nucleotide messenger RNA. RefSeq lists its product as uncharacterized. The record is from RefSeq and is a predicted model, not a curated record. The transcript has 3 exons. Bases 1 to 774 code for a protein of 257 amino acids. Lineage: Eukaryota; Fungi; Basidiomycota; Tremellomycetes; Tremellales; Bulleribasidiaceae.
AUGUCUUUCGACUCGGACUCAGAGGAUGAACUCCCGUCCAACUUACGCCUGUCUGAUGACUACACCCUCACGGAACGGAUCGGCUACCCAAGCUGGGAAAUUCGCGUCAGGCUCCUCUUGAUCACUCACGGCCUCCUAAAGCACAUCACCAAAACCCCCUCCGAGAUCGAAACCUCGUUAGAGACCGCCAAUCCUCCCUCCUCCCCUUCAUCCUCCUCCCCUCCCAGCCCCUCCCACGCCCGUAUCGCACUAGCGGCCGCUCGGAGACGUCUCGAGCACGAGCGCUACAUCGUCUGCUCGGUGCUCUACUUCGGCCUUUCGAAGAACUACCAAGCUUCGCUCCCAUGGGGUCUGCUGAAGUGGAGCGAUCCGCAACCCAAGGCCCUCUACGACCACAUCAAGGCCACGUACGGCGCCAACGUCGGCUCGGGCCCCGAGUACACCCGUCUCUGGGCCGAGGUGCUCAGCAACGACCUCAUCAUCCGUGAUCCGGAGGACCCGCUGCCCAAGCUGGCCAUCAUGGAGCGGAAAUGGGGCCAGAUCCUCAUGUCGGUUCCGAGCGACGAGGUGCGGCAGUACGUGCUGGGCCUCGCCCCGCACGCUAUCCUGCGGAACCUGCCAGAGUCUCUAGCAGGGGUGAGAAUAAAUUUGAUGUUACGGGAAAAGCUGGACUUUGUUGAGAUGUUGGAGGCGAUCAAGGGGACCGCCAGCCUCAUGAUGGACAUCGCUAUCCUCCCCAAGGCUGCGUCAGCAAGCAGGCCAGGCUCUCACUAG